GCUUCUUACCUCCCAUAACUCCUCCAGAAAAAUUCUUUCUUUCUCAGCUGAUGUUGGCCCCUCCUAGAGAGCUGUUCAAGAAGACUCCUCGGCAGAUUGCAUCAAUGGACGUGGGGAACAUGGCCCAAUCGGUGGAUAUAAGUGGGCUUCAGCUGGCCUUAGCAGAACGUCAGUCUGAGUUGCCAACGCAGAGCAAGGCCAGCUUCCCCAGCAUUCUCAGCGAUCCUGACCCAGAUUCUUCCAACUCCGGUUUUGACAGCUCCGUCGCCUCCCAGAUCACGGAAGCCUUAGUGAGUGGGCCCAAACCUCCUAUAGAAAGUCACUUUCGACCAGAGUUUAUUCGACCACCACCUCCACUCCAUAUAUGUGAGGAUGAAUUGGCGUGGUUAAAUCCAAUUGAGCCAGAUCACACAAUUCAGUGGGAUAAGUCAAUGUGUGUUAAGAACAGCACUGGAGUUGAGAUCAAAAGAAUCAUGGCAAAAGCUUUUAAAAGUCCCUUGACUUCCCCACAGCAAACACAG
Apaloderma vittatum (bar-tailed trogon) is the source of this 521-nucleotide messenger RNA. RefSeq names its product CCR4-NOT transcription complex subunit 11. The transcript is spliced from 3 exons. The annotation marks the transcript as partial. Gene Ontology annotation, biological process: negative regulation of translation; mRNA catabolic process. Gene Ontology annotation, cellular component: CCR4-NOT complex. The record is from RefSeq and is a predicted model, not a curated record. NCBI's taxonomy places the organism in Eukaryota, Metazoa, Chordata, Aves, Trogoniformes, Trogonidae.